AUGUCUAGCCCAAAAAUCACGACCCCUUUUGUUCUUGUAAUCAUUUGCUCUAUCAUUAGCAAUUGUGAGUCCAAUUCUCCACCUUCUUCUUAUCCGACGUUUGAUCCUCCUCCGGAUGAUGCAUAUGUUUCGCCUGCCCCGAGUCCUGCUCAAUAUUCACCCGAACCCGCAACGCCUUCCUAUCAGAUUCCAUAUGUCCCGGCAGUACCCGCUUAUCCACCUGAACCUGCAACGCCUUCCUAUCCGAUUCCAUAUCUUCCGGCAGUACCCGCUUAUCCACCCGAACCCGCAACACCUUCCUAUCCGAUUCCAUAUCUCCCAGCAGUACCCGCCUUUCCACCUGAACCCGCAACACCUUCGUAUCCGAUUCCAAGUCCCUCAGCCGUGCCCGCUUAUCCGGAAGUACCUGCUUCUCCUCCAUUGCCUACACCCCCACCAGCUCCUAGUUCCUACCCACCAAUUCCAGCAUCACCAGCACCAUGCUCGUUGCCACCAGAACGUAAAGGAAUUAAAGGAGCAUAUUGGCCAUCGUUUGAUGGAUUUGAAGCCUCCGCCAUUGACACUUCAUAUUUCACCCACAUUUUCUAUGCAUUCCUCUUACCUGACAACGUGACUUUCAGGCUUGCUGUCACGCCAUUCGACCAACAAAAAAUACCCGGCUUCAUCGAAACCCUACGUGCCCGAAACCCGCCAGUGAAAACCCUAAUAUCCAUGGGAGGUGGGGGAGGUGAUGCUAUUGCUGCCAUAUUCGCGAACCUGUCCAGUGCUAAAGAAACACGUAAAAUUUUUAUCGAUUCAACCAUCGAAGUGGCUCGAGCAUAUGGAUUUGAUGGUCUAGACCUUGAUUGGGAAUUUCCUGCUAAUGAUCAAGAAAUGAUCAACUUUGGUUUAUUAUUUAAAGAAUGGCACGAAGCAUUGGUCCAUGAAGCUAAAACUAGUGGCAAACCACGUUUGCUACUGACUGCUGCGGUUUAUUACUCUUCACAAUUUACAACAUAUGGUCUGCCUAGAUCCUACCCUGCUGAUUCUAUCAAUAAAUAUGCUGAUUGGAUUAAUCCAAUGUGCUAUGAUUACCAUGGUUCAUGGGAAAAUUUCACAGGACCAAAUGCAGCAUUAUUUGAUCCAAACGGCAAUCUCAGCACAAGUUUUGGCAUUGGAUCGUGGAUCCAAGCCGGUGUUUCGCCGAAAAAGCUAGCGAUGGGCCUGCCGUUAUACGGCCGGACAUGGAAGCUCUCGGAUCCGAAUGUUCAUGGAAUUGGAGCAGAAACUGUAGGAGUAGGACCUGGAGAUGGGAUUUUGGUUUAUGAUCAGAUUCUUGAAUUUAACAGGCAGAACAAUACAGUGAUAAAUUUCGAUGAACAAACUGUGUCCUAUUACUCUUAUGCUGGAGGUUACUGGGUCGGAUAUGAUGAUUCUGUAUCCAUUGAUUGGAAGGUCCAGUUUGCAAGGUCUCGAGACUUGGGUGGAUAUUUCUUCUGGGCUUUGGGCCAGGAUAAAGAUUGGAUUAUCUCAAAACAAGCUUCGAAUUCUUGGGAUCGCUGA
Messenger RNA from Dovyalis caffra, 1542 nucleotides. Lineage: Eukaryota; Viridiplantae; Streptophyta; Magnoliopsida; Malpighiales; Salicaceae. The record is from the annotation of a GenBank genome assembly.